Anoplophora glabripennis (Asian longhorned beetle) is the source of this 3369-nucleotide messenger RNA. RefSeq names its product integrin alpha-PS5-like. The record is from RefSeq and is a predicted model, not a curated record. Gene Ontology annotation, cellular component: external side of plasma membrane; integrin complex. Gene Ontology annotation, molecular function: integrin binding. Gene Ontology annotation, biological process: cell adhesion mediated by integrin; integrin-mediated signaling pathway; cell-cell adhesion. The transcript is spliced from 21 exons. Lineage: Eukaryota; Metazoa; Arthropoda; Insecta; Coleoptera; Cerambycidae. The coding region runs from base 51 to 3329 and encodes 1092 amino acids.
AUCCGCAUAUUUUUCAUAAUUCUUAGCAAUUCUAUCUUUGCUUUUGAAAGAUGUAUCUCUUCAGUCUGUUCUUUCUCCUAUUACCUUUAAAAAUUUGUUGUUUUAACAUAGACACAAAUCAUUUUAUAGUGUAUGAGGAUCCCCAAAGAGUUGCAAAUGCAAGUUACAAUUAUUUUGGAUAUACAGUGCUUCUGCAUCCAGGAAACAAAGGUCUGGGAAAAUGGAUCAAAAUUGGUGCUCCUAAAGGAAACGAUCCCAAAAUAAAUAAAUUUAAAAACACUGGCGUUGUUUAUGAUUGUCCCUUUAUGCAAAAAUGCAAAGCUUUGGAUAUUAAAAGAGGGUAUUUCAACAGUAUGGAAAAACUGAAAGGUGCUUGGAUCGGUGGUUCGAUGGACAUUAAUUACAAAUUUAACAAAUUAGCGAUCUGUGGUUUUCGGACAAUAUACGAACGGGGAUCUGAUUACGACCCUCUUGGUUGUUGCCAUAUAUCAGAUUUAAAUAACAGUUUCACGGAAGUUAUUCCCCUAGCAGACCAUGAAAAAAAGUUUUAUAAGAUAAGACGGCAAAAAGUAUAUAAUUAUGGAAAGGGAGAAGCUGGAUUUGCAACUCAUAUACCUGAAAAUGUAAAUAAUGUGAUUUUGGGAGCUCCUGGAGUGUUCAAUUGGGCUGGAACAUUAAUCAACAUUGUCGAUUUUGAUAAUGAAGAACCAACAGCUAGUAGAUUGACAGUGAGAGAUUCUAUAAAUAAAAGAUCUCUUCUGCCGUCAUUUGAGUUAGUGGCUGAUGCUACGAAACAGACAAUUAGUUCGGCUUUUGAGUUAUUUGGAUAUUCCGUUACUUCCGGAUACUAUUUAAACAAAAAAUUGUACUAUGCUGCAAGUGCUCCAAAAUAUUAUUAUAAAGGGAAGGUAGUACUAGUUGAAUUCAAUGGAAAUAAUCGUCUUAGAGAAAAAGUAAAAGUAGUUGGAAGCCAAUUCGGGGAAUAUUUUGGUGCGGCCACUGCCUCUGGUGAUAUUAAUCAGGAUGGUUUUGAUGACCUUAUAGUUGGAGCACCAUAUCACAAGAAGAAUACUUUCAACGAGGGAGCAGUUUACAUAUUUUUGGGCAAAAGUGAGGACCCAUUUAAAGAGCAUCAUACGUUAUAUGGUCAGAAGGCUAAUGGACAAUUUGGAAGUGCAAUCAUGUUCCUAGGAGAUUUAAAUAAUGAUGGUUUUGGAGAUUUAGCAAUAGGCGCUCCCUAUGAGGAAGAUUUCAGUGGUGUUUUGUACAUUUACAAAGGGAACAAGGAAGGAGUUGAUCGACUGCCCUGCCAGAAAAUAAUCGGAAAGGACAUAUCAUCGGAAAUACGAGGAUUUGGUGUUAGCAUAUCUAGAGCAGCGGAUAUUGAUGCAAAUGGGUAUAAAGAUUUGGUCGUCGGGGCCUACCUGUCAGGCCACGCGGUCCUAUUAAGGACCAGUCCAAUAGUUGUGGUUCACUAUGAGAUGAAGUCCAUUCCUGAAGAGCUCAAGCAAGAUACGGAACAAUUUCUGAUAAACAUAUGCUAUAAAUACGACACUCAUUUCAAAGAAGAUAAUCUAACGUUAAAUAGAACCAUAAUAAUAGACGAACUUCUAAGAAGAGCCGUUUUGAAAGAUCCCAAAGAAGAUACUAAAACCAUCAUAAUCAGUAGACUCCAACCAUCUACUUGUGAAAACGUUACAGUGAUAUUAAGGAAUAUCACGGACCAUGUUGCUCCGAUAACGGCAUUCCUCACCUAUAAAUUAGCAAAUCAACAGAAAAAGAAAGAAGUAAUAUACGUCUCUGAAAAGUACCAAUACGGCACAGAUACUUUCGAUGUACGACGUCCAGUUUUGGAUGAAUUUCGUUCUACUCAAUCGAGUUCGCUUGACGUGCUGUUUAGUCUGGGUUGUGGAUCGGACAAUUUCUGCGAGUCAAAAUUGACAAUUGACGCCAAAUUUCUAGAUCUAAGGCAGGAGAAUACGUUCGUUGUGGGAUCCACAGAUUUUCUGAAUCUACAAACAGUGAUAAAAAAUACAGGAGAGAACGCCUAUUUCACACAGCUUGAGAUAACAUUGCCACCAGAAAUUAUUACUUUCAGACAAAUACCUCCUGGGUGUUAUGAGCAGAACACUUCUGUUAUUAUUUGCAAUGUUGAAAACCCUUUGAAAGCAAACAAAGAGAAGGUCCAAAUUCUGAAUCUCGACAUGAAAAAUAUAAACAAAAACAAUCUUAUAAAUAGAAUUAAUAUAUCCGUUAGAGUAACGACUACCAGCAACAACAGUAAUCCCGACCAGAAAAUUUUGACGCUAUUGCUGGGAAGAGAAGCCGAUAUUACUAUAUCGGGGAAAUCCAAUGACCAAAGUGUACCUUUCGGAAAGAUGUCAUAUGGGAUGCCAAACUUCACUCAAAUAUACCAGGUUGAGAAAAUAGGCGUCAGUCCCUUAGAGAAGGUACUAGUGAACAUCACAAUCCCUCACUCUAUAAGAACAUCCUCUGGCGACGUUGGUUUUAUCAAAGUUUUCCCUCCAGAUGGCACUUUUGAUGGUCAACCUGUGACCUGCAUGAGCUCUCUCGAAUAUAUCAUAGAGUCGAAACUUACGGAAACAAGCGAGAAAUUAGAAUCUGACUCAAUGCUUCUACGAAGCAAAAGACAGGUAGAGGUUUUUAAAGAGAUGGAGGAGAAAAAAAAGGAGAACAUUAUUCUCGAUGGGAAGGAGUAUGAUUUGGUGCCCAACAGAACAUUCUUUUUGAACUGCAGUAUGGAUAACAUCAUCUGCUCGAGUAUUUUAUGCUCACUUGGACCCUUUACAAAGAGGCAAAUUCCUGCCGUUAUCAAAAUUAAGUUGAUGUUUAAUCCAUCCGCAGUAUCUCAUUUAAUAGGGGAAAAAGACAUGAUUCUCUAUACUACUGAAGGAACCACAACAAUACAAGUUCCUACUCAAUUUAUUCAAAAUGGAAACAGAACCGAUUUUGUACAAGUAUCUAGUCUUUUCAUCAACGAAACUAGAAGGAACAAAAAAGUGGCACUCUGGAUUAUAAUUCUUGCAGUAAUUGCAGGAAUUUUAUUGCUCGUUUUGAUUAUUUAUGGACUUACUAAGGCUGGAUUCUUUAAACGGGCCAAAAAAGAGGAACUUGAAAAUUUAAAAGCAGCGACUCAACAGAUGAUUGAAGCAGAGUCAGAUCUACAGAAUGUCGAUCCUGUUAUAAAUAGUUCCACAGAAGGAUUAGUGGACGACGAUCCCACUGUAGAAUCGUCUGCACAUGAUCAUACUGCAAAUGCUUCGACUGAGGGAUCAGUAGACAAUCAGUGCGAGGAUGUCUUUAAUUAAUUUAAUAAAUUAUCAACAUAAUAACUUGAUUAGCAAUUCA